CCCUGUUGAAAAUAAUAAUGGGCUUAAAGAGAUGUUGUGUUAUAUUACUUGGUGCUGUGGGAGAGAAGGAGUUAAUAAAGUGUGACUCUUGGGUUUUUUAAAAUUUAUUUGUAAAUACAGUAGUUUUAAGCUUCACAUAAUCUUACUCUCUUACAUUCUCCAGAAGAAAAUAAACUCUUGAUCCAUAUUUGUGAGUGGGUGUUCUUUCAGUAUAUUUGGGCUUGCUAGUGAAACAAAUGUCAAUAGGAUUUUGAAAAUGUUUCAUUUUAUGAAAAAUAGGCUUGGAGGAAAUCAAAUUACUAUUGAAUUAAACUCUAGUGAGAGAUUGACAGAUGAGGUUCAGGACAUACUACUCCAAAAUAUGGCACCUUGGCAUAUUGAAUAUUUUAAGCUGAGGGAGUUUGAGAAAACAGCAAAGCUGAGAAGUCACUCUGACCUCCCGCACUUUGCCCUCCUUCCUUGAAAUAGGCCAUAAAAUCAUCAUGUGAGAGGUGUCCUCCCUAUACCUGGAGGAAAGAAGCAUCCUUAUCUUCGAAGACAAAGGGGCAUGAAGAAGAAUCCUAAUAAACAGGCCUUGCUCAGUUUCCCCCACUUUACUACCCUUACCUCAUACUCAACCUGUCGUUCCUCUGCGAAUGUUCACCUUUCGUCAAACCUAGCAUAAAACCGGAAUUGAUUUAAACGUGGUCAUGCUUCAGGAAUCCAAAGUUUAUUAUAUGAAUACCAGUCAACAAUCCUGUUAUAAAAAUGUGCUUAUCCCAAAGUGGCAUGAUAUAUGGACACAGAUACAGAUUCGGGUAAAUAGUUCCAAACUGGUCCGAGUCACCCAGGUGGAGAAUGAGGAGAAACUGAAGGAGCUAGAGCAGUUUAGUAUCUGGAACUUUUUUUCCUCCUUUUUAAAAGAGAAAUUGAAUGACACCUAUGUUAACGUGGGUCUAUACAGCACAAAAACCUGCCUCAAAGUUGAGAUUAUAGAGGAAGACACCAAGUACAGUGUCAUUGUGACCCGGAGAUUUGACCCCAAACUCUUCCUCAUUUUUCUCCUUGGACUUAUUCUAUUUUUUUGUGGUGACUUGCUGAGCAGAAGUCAAAUCUUCUACUAUUCCGCUGGGAUGAGUGUGGGAAUUGUGGCCUCUUUACUAAUCAUCAUUUUUAUGCUGUCCAAGCUUAUGCCCAAGAAAAGUCCCAUUUACAUCAUCUUGGUAGGAGGCUGGUCCUUUUCUCUGUACCUCAUUCAGCUAGUUUUUAAAAAUUUACAAGAGAUCUGGAGAUGUUACUGGCAGUAUCUUUUAAGCUAUGUCCUUGCAGUUGGAUUCAUGAGUUUUGCAGUCUGUUACAAGUAUGGGCCCUUGGAGAAUGAACGAAGUAUCAACCUGCUGACUUGGACCUUGCAGCUGAUGGGCUUAUGUUUCAUGUAUUCCGGUAUCCAGAUACCACACAUUGCCCUUGCCAUUAUCAUCACUGCACUGUGUACUAAGAGCCUGGAGUACCCUAUUCACUGGCUAUACAUCACCUACAGAAAGAUGUGUAAUGCAACAGAAAAGACUGUCCCCCCUCGUCUUCUGACAGAAGAAGAAUAUCGGAUACAAGGAGAGGUAGAGACCCGAAAGGCUUUAGAGAAGCUUAGAGAAUACUGCAACAGUCCAGACUGCUCGGCUUGGAAGACUGUUUCUCGAAUCCAGUCUCCAAAAAGAUUUGCUGACUUUGUGGAAGGAUCUUUCCACCUCACACCAAAUGAGGUUUCUGUCCAUGAGCAGGAGUAUGGGUUAGAGAGCAUUAUUGCCCAGGAUGAACUCUAUGAAGAAACAUCCUCUGAGGAGGAGGACUCAGAUUCUCGGUACCCCCCCGUCACACAACAGAACAGCUUCUUGACUUAGGUGGUCGUCAGUUAUUUUUAUGUGGAUUGGCUUGGUACCUCAAUGGUCCAGGUUGCAUGUGUUGCACAAUUGCUUCUCAAAUCUUGGAAGUAGGGUGAGAUAGUGCUGAAAUUCUCCCGCUGAAAUUAGAGGCCUGAGUAGACCUCCCUCUGGAAAUGGUCUUGGUGGUCUCUGGGGUCCCGAGGAAGCAGAGUGGUUAAAGUAGUGACUGCUUCCCAAAACGUCCCAUUGGUUAAGUUCUCGGCCCACCUUUAUAUUUCCUAAGAAACUGGAUUGCCACAGCUAGCAUGGCAUUCCAGCUCCUCUUUGGAAGUUGAUUCAGUCGUGGCAUUUCAAACUCAGAAGUGAUAACUGUUACAUGUGAAGUAAUGCUUUCAGACUAUAGGCUGCAUCUUUUCAGAGACAAAUCUGAGCCUCUUUUACUUCUGCUUUUAUUUCAGUGACUUUAGCAUAAUUCUUGUUUUAACUGUUUUAAGAGGAAAAUAGAUUAUUAUUUGUCUGUCUUGUUUUUUAAGUGAAUACAUUUUAAAAAAAUGUGACAAACUCGUUCCAGAGCCAACAAGUGCUCCAGAGUGACAAGCCCCAUAGGCCCCUACAUAUUUAUUAAUAUGGAUUAUCCAUUAAAGCCCAAGGAGUGUUGUGCUGAGCUUUGGAUUAGUUCUCACACCUAUGAUAUUCUAAGUCCUGCCUGCAGGCCUUUCUGUAGAUGAGGUCUGUUGGGGUUUUUAUUAUAUUUAACUUUCAAUUCUAUUUUAAAAAUAGGUUUGCAUUCUUCCCUUCUAAGUCCUCGUUGCCCCCUUUGCCCUUUCAGGAAGGGUCUAGUCCCUCACCUCUGAAGUAUGUACAUUUCAGUUUGUUUCAUUUCUUAUAUUCUUUUCCCUUUGGUUUAUAAUAGCAUUGUUUCUGCUGGUUAAGAGAAGUGAUCUUAUUUAGGGAAUUUAAAUGCUUUUUAAGGUUCUCCAUUUUUCCUGUCAGUGGGUCACAUAUCUUUGAAUUGCUGUGGGAUCAAGAAACAAUCUCCUUUUCCUUUCCCUUCCUUUGUCUACCCAUUCUACCUAUUCUUUUCAGCCUUUCCGUACCACCUGUAUCCCUCCCCACCGGAAGUCUGGCUAAUUCGUGAGCCUGAAACUAUCUAUGAAGGUUCUUGAUACAAUAUACACGUUGUAGCUAUGUGGCUGCUGCAGUUUGCAUUGUCAGGAGAUAGACCUCCAGAUAAUCCUUAUGCCUCUGGGUGCUUGUUCAGCCAUCAGGAGCAGAUGCACUUUUCUGUGAACUUAUUGUACUUAUUUACAAUUCCAUUUCUUUUUUUUCUUUUUUUUUUUUGUUUUUUGCGGUACGCGGGCCUCUCACUGCUGUGGCCUCUCCCGCUGAGGAGCACAGGCUCUGGACGCACAGGCCCAGCGGCCAUGGCUCACGGGCCCAGCCGCUCCGCGGCAUGUGGGAUCUUCUUCCUGGACCAGGGCACGAACCCAUGUCCUCCGCAUCGGCAGGCGGACCCCCAACCACUGCACCACCAGGGGAGCCCUACAGUUCCAUUUCUGACCAGAGGUUCAUGCUGCCUUUUAUUACAGUGGCAUUGUUUUCACUUUCUUUUGCCAUUGGAAAGUACCCUUAUAUACAAGCAGUGCCAUUUAUGAGGGAGCAAAUUCCCAAGUCUCUGUCAUUCGCUUGGUUCUGUCUUUGUGAUCUUCACCCUCGUACCUUGGAAAAAGCUAUAAUUACUUUAUUCAGGAAGAUAGACACUUAUGGCAGGAGCACAGCAUUGGACUGACUGGCUUACCAUGAUAAUGGAGAAGGCAGAUGAUUUUUUAAAAAGCUGUAAUGACUCUUUCAGACCAGCCAUUAACAGAUAAUGUUGAAAGGUUCUGGACUCCAUUACAGACUUCCAAAAUGUCAGUUCUGAGGUUCCCCUCCAGGUGGCCAGUUGAUUAUUUUCUGCCAGUGUUUCCCACAGCUUUAAAUUGUCCUAAAGUGACAACUACCUACCUCAGUUGGCAGCAAAUAGACAUAUAGCAGAAAGUGAAAAAUAAGCAGUAUUUGGACAGAUGCCAUGGGUUAAAGUUGCUUUAUAUUAGGAAACCUUUCUAUCUUUGUGAAUUAUGUACAUGGUAACAUUUUAUCUCUCUACAAAGAACUGUUAAAACCUCUGAAAUUUACUUUUUUUUGCCUCAUUAAUAGAAAUCGAGACUUAGCAUAUUUGAACCUAAGCUGAUUUGAAAAAAUAAUUCGGCUGUACAAAUGGUCUCAGGAUUCCCUGGAGACUUUGGUGCCUUCCCCAUAUAACUGCUUAGGGACAUGGCUGCUUGCCUCCAGUGUGACUUUUCCUGACUCAUGUCUUUAUUUCAGCAAGAAAGCAUUGCAAAGUAGAGAAAGGUUCUUGUCUUUUUCUGUUUAGUAAACUCCUUGUGAUAUACAGUUUCCAUCUCAAGAUGAGUUUUUCUCACUGUGUUUGAAUUUGGGAUGAUUAGAAUCAAACUCGGUUUAUUACUCCCUGUCUGGUAGUUGGAGAAUUGAGCUGUAGGCAGUGGCAAUGACAAUGGGUCCUGCAGCAUGAGAGCUGCUCUCAGACAGUGAAGGACCGUGCCUCUGGUGUGCUGUGUGUCCUUGCCCUGUCUUCCUGUGUGGCUCUGCCCCAGAUGCUUCAGAGCCUCUGUGCGCCUAGAGAUUGCUUGACUCCGUAAACCUUCUUUAGGAGCUGUUCUUGUCUCCCUUUUGGCCACUUAGUCUGCUGGCUCAGUCACUACUUGAAGCCCCCACUUAAUUUUCAGUUACAGCUCUUGCAGUUUCAGCAUAGUCUCGUCUCAGACCGAUCUCAUCAAGAAGGAUUGAAGGGAUAACUGUGGAGUGAGCUGGACAUUGGAGCUACGUCUGCUGCCAUGUCAGCAUCUUGCUCGGCAAAUAUCAAGCUGUAAAUUGGCCCUAGGGCUCAGGGUCCCAUCAGCAUCAGAAAUCUAUUGCCCCUAAUGGGUCCGACGAAGUUGUGUAGAGCAUGACUCCCAUUAAUGGGAAUACAAGAGCCAACUGGCCUAAAACAUUUCCCCUUCACUUUCCCACUCAGAUUACUUUCAGAAGACCCAUGGAGCCAAUGACUGAUAAUAAGGAAAAUUUAGCAACUUUGAUAUCUUCUAAUAAGAAAUUCCUAUCAGCCACUUCAUCCCACCAAAACUAGUUUAUUUCUCCCCUCAAAUUCAUGACCUUUAUGUUAGUUACGGGAUUUUGCUGAUGAUAGACUUUUGAGUCCCAGUGUUCCAUUUUGUGCUAGUACAUCCCAUUUUAGGGCCUAGCCCUGUCUUCAUUGACUGUGUUCCCUUCAACCCAAUCCCCACUUUACAUAUACAAUAGAGAGUUGAUGAAUGAAAGGACCCAAAUAGGCCAGAUAGUUCCCCCAGGCCCUGAUAUCCAUAAAAGGCUUGGGAAUGGAUUAUGCAAUUGCCCUCAAUCUUUUUGUUGUUCCAGAAAAAACGAUGGGCUCAGAUGGAUGCCUACGUAAAAAUGGUUCCUAGCUAUGUACUCAUAACUUUUCUCUGAAUUGAGCAGUGAAAGUUGAAGUAGGAGAAAAGGAAAUUAAAUGUUCUUCUAGUAUUCCUUUGGACUCAGGUCUGACAUAAGAGAUAAUAACCUAUAUUGAAAUGCCAAGAAUUUUAUCUGAACCAAGGAGAGGACAGUUUGACAGAUUUAUUAUGCCUUCAUGUUACAUAGGCACUGAAACCAAGUAAUAAACAUAAAAUAGCCAUUGCACAAGGCAGAUGCACCUAAAACCUUUUGUUUAUGUUUUGAUAUAGCAGAAAUUGAUUUUUAGGGAAACCUAUGCAAUUGUGGUGUUUCAGGGGUAUCUCUUGGUAACUUAGCUUACGGAUUCAGUUGCUAUUGAGUUGGAUUCUAGACAGUUAUUACCUUGAAAAGGGAGUUUGGUGCUUUAUAUGAUGGGAGCCAGAGCCUGCUGGGAAUAAACAAAGCAGAUUCACACCAGUGUCAACACACAGCUUUAGUGGGGAAGGGGAUGGCACACAGUAUCCCCAAAUUUGGGGCUUUUGUCUCCCAUACCCCCCGCCCAUGUGUCUCAUUUUCCUUUUCACACUCUUGACAAUAACUUGAAAAUGGUGAAACUACCUUCUCUGAAAUUUUCUACAGCAUGGGCAACAUUCUUUUCUUAUUAACAUAAUAGAUAGCUCAUAAUGUGAGUGUUAGAACUGUUACAGCCUGCAGCUGCCUCCCUUUAUCGUUUCUAGAAUUGAUGGUGAAAUAGGGAGUUACUGGGUAAGUUUUAGCCUGUGGGUAAUGCCUUAGUGUUAUUUUAAAAGAUUUGUCAUUUAUAUUUAAAAUAAGUUCAUGAAUGUUUGAAAGCAACAAAAGGAUCAGGGAUGACUCUUUGCCAUGGGUCUCAUUUUCACUCUUUCCUGUAAGAAAAAACGAUGUCUUAUUAUAUAUUUUUUAAUUUUUAUAGUACAAGUUUGUAAGUAAUCCCAAUUUUAAUAAAGUUUUAUAGACU
Molecule: messenger RNA, 6366 nt
Organism: Physeter macrocephalus (sperm whale)
Lineage: Eukaryota; Metazoa; Chordata; Mammalia; Artiodactyla; Physeteridae
Gene: NEMP1
Product: nuclear envelope integral membrane protein 1
Exons: 9
Coding region: 690-1877 (395 amino acids)
Cellular component (GO): nuclear envelope
Source: RefSeq, a predicted model, not a curated record